This is a messenger RNA of Physella acuta, 4991 nucleotides long. Its product is annotated as constitutive coactivator of PPAR-gamma-like protein 1 homolog. The record is from RefSeq and is a predicted model, not a curated record. Lineage: Eukaryota; Metazoa; Mollusca; Gastropoda; Physidae. Gene Ontology annotation, cellular component: nucleus.
CUGUUUUAAUGAUACAUCACGUGACUGUUGGAUAGCCGGCGAAGUGUCACACGUGUGUAUAUUAUUACUUUGGAGUUGGACUUGUGUUUACAUAAAGUUUUUAAAACGUUGGCUUAUAUAUCUAGUUUCGUAUUUAAUUAUUGUAAUUAAUUGAAUAUUUCCCCUCUGGGACAACGUUUGCAAACAGUUAUGGGCAUUAAAGAUUUCCAAGAAUUCCUGGAAACUGAAUGUGCAAGCGCUUGUGUUUCAGUUGACUUGUUAAAGAUAGCACGAACAUUUGUUCCUAAAAGACGACCUAUUGCAAGAGUAGGUCAGGUAGGAACUAGCGGAAGAUUUUGUGUUGUUGUUGAUGCCGAAAGCUGUUUGGAUAGGUUGUAUGGUGGAUACUUUUCUGACUGGGUUUGCGGAGGUCAGUGGAAUCGCAUGACUUCCUUUCUUGCCAACUUAGUGCAAGCAUGCCACGGUGCAAACAUGGAAUUGGUUGUUUUUUUCAAUGGAGCCUUAGAGAAUCAAAAAAUUAAUGAGUGGAUGUCACAACAACUUUCACAGCGUGAUAAGGUUAGAUAUGUACUUAGACACAUAGCAAAUAAAGGUACACCACCUCCUAAGGUAUGGUGGAAUCAACCUGUGUAUUUAAAAGAAGCACUCAAAAUGGCAUUAAGACAACUUGGUGUGACAAUUGCCUGUUCAAUGGAAGAUCAUCACCAAGAAGUAAUAAGAUUUUGUAGAGAACAUAGCCUCCAGGGUAUUAUUGCUCAAGAAUCCAUCUAUACAAUAUUUGAUCCACCUAGAUACUUCUCAUCAAACAAUCUUAAACUGACUUACAAAGGAUCAUUAGAGACUAAAGAAUACAUAAUGGAUGAAAUAGCAAAAUGUAUGAAUUUAAACCCUAACAGGUUUUGCAUAUUCGCUGCUCUUUUAGGCAAUCACAUUUUGACAGAUGAAGAUCUUGUUUCAUUUAGAGAAUUAAUGCCCACCUCAGAUACUGGCAAGCCCAGGAGAAAUAGAGAAAAGGUGGAUUCUGAUCUGAUUAAAGCAACUUGUGAUUAUGUACGGAACCUUCCAGCUGUUGAUAACCUUGAUGUUGUUGGGGGAGAUGUAUUCAAAUUAGCAAAAGCCAACAAAUCAGAUUUAAUAGAAAGAUUUAAACAGAGUGUGCAGUAUUUUGUUACAGGAACACAGGAUGGCUUUUACAAACGCUUUCAACAACCAAGAGUUUGUUUACCUGCUGUUGUAGGCUAUGGGAACACUCCAGUUGUGUCACAAGUCCCAGGAUGCUUGGAAUCCAGAGCUCAGGGAAAUGCUAUGGGUGAUUCUCAACUUAAGCAAAGCCUUGGAUUACCUCAAGUAACAAAUGAAAUUCUUCGUGUUGCAGUGGAUAGACAUCAAAAAGGUUUAAUGCAUCCUCAUGUAUACCAAGUUUUAACUCAGGGAGAGGUUAAACUUCCAGUUGUUUUAGAGGAUGACACAACCCGUGAAUUACCAUCUUAUAUUGACCUGUACAGGCCUUUGAGGCAGACCAUUUAUUCAGUACUGCUUAAUCUAAAUAAACAAAAAAUAGUCUUCGAGAUUCAAAAUAAGGAUAAAAUUAAUACUUCUCAACCAGACUUUUCUGCACAAGUAAAAGAGUGGGUUGUUCGCAGAGGGUCUGGUCGUCCUACUUAUGAAGUAGUAACAGCAAGACCUGUGGAAUGGAAAACCCCCAGUGUACAACGGAUGUGGCUGGGUCAGCAGGAUGGCGAUAAAGAUCGUAGACUAAGAGCUUUUCUAACAAUUAUGAUGAGUGACACUAGUCUGAUGUUAAAUACAAAUUAUGUUCCUCAACAUCUACUUGUUUUGUGUUCGGUUUUAAGAUACAUGAUGCAGUAUGGACGUAUAUUACAAAGACAAGAGCUAGAUGCUUUUUUAGCAAUGGCAGUCUCUCCACUUUUACAUGAUGUACAGACAAUGCAAGAUCUAAAGCUUCCAAAUAUCAUUCCUCGAGGAAGUCAGCUUGCUUCAUUGUUUAUGUCUGGAAUAGAGACAGCAAGUAUGGCUAAUGAUGUUUGUGGUGCUCCUAUCCCUUGGACAAUGAUGUGUCCCUGGCUUUAUAUGGAUGGAAAACUAUUUCAUUUCAAACUUUUAAAGGCUAAUAACAAUACUCCACUAAUUGAUAUAUGUGAUGGCCAGAUGGAACAGGUUUUGAGAGUUGAACGUAUGAGACAGGCUAUCAUGGAAAAUUUAAGAGUUGAUUUUGCUAAACCGCUUUUGCCUGGAUUUUACUAUCCAUAUCCUGGUCAGCCUUACACUGGCUCAACAUUACCUUAUGGACCAACUGCAUCAACUAGGGGAAGAGGAGCUGUAAUUACUAAUUCCAGUAGUCGUCAAACUGGAAGAGGUCGUGGGAUUCUAGGUAAUUAUGGGAGAUCACCUAUUGAAGCACAAGGUGGGCAACUUGAAAUAGCUGGGGUUGUUGUUGGUCAAUGGGGACCUAAUAUGUCAGGGCGCAGAGGACGCGGUGGUCAGAUUCCACCACAAGUAAUGUCAGUUGGACAAAGGGAAAGAGGAUUGUACAGUGGCAGAGGUUCCUUUCUUCAGCCUAGAGGAGGAUUAAUUAGAGGGAGACUCACCACUCCUAUGUACAGUGGCAGAGGAACUUACCGUCCUGCUUAUUUUAGUAGAGGUAGAGGGUCUCCUGCCAAACGACCAGUAAGAAUUGUAGCACGGCCAGGUAGAGGAAGAACAGUAAAGUCUGCAUCUACUAAAGGAAGAGGAGUAACUGUUGAUGUAUCUUCUACAAUGAGAUCAAAGUUGAGUGGUCAAGAUUUUGAAGAUUUGGAUGAAGAAAUAAAUGGAGGAUACAGUGGCGCAUCUGAUGAAGAUGAUGAUAUUGGAACUGCUACUGUCAGUAUCAAAGGUUAACCUCAGAUCUUGUCUUGUUUGAUAUUUAGAAUAUUGAACAUAAAUGUAAUAGUAUUAAUUAUUGCAAUUGAAUGGUUGGUUUCAGAAUUUUUGUUAUUUGAUAAAAAAGUUUCUGUAAAUUAUGUUAAAGAUUAAAUAACAUUAAAGCUUUCCUGUACAAACUUGACUUUUAUUUAGAUUAUGCACAAUAAUUUCUUUGUAUUAAAAUUACAUUUAGUAGCAUGAAUGGUUUGUCUAAACAUACGAGUCUAAACAUAUUUUUGUUUUGAAUAUUGUGAAGUGUUUUUAAAUUAUUGAAAGUAACAUGCAUUUUUUAUACAACUCCUGACUAUACUUUUUUAUAAUAAUGAUUUGCCAAAAGGGAUAUUAUAAUGAAAUGUGACUUUAUACAAUUCACAAAUGUAUUGUGUAUUUUUUUUUAAUUGUGUGGAUUUGUUAAAUAAAUAUUAACUUAUUAAAAACAAUUGAAUGUAAGCUCCAAUUUAGAAAAAAAAACAAUUUAAAAAAAAUAAUAAUGCUACUUUUGGUGUAAUUGGAUUAGUAUUGGAAGAACUUAAGAAAUUUUAAGUUUUAUUUUGUAAAUUUCUUUAUAGAAAAAUACUAAAAUUAUUUUAAUUCUUGUCCAAACUGUUACAAGAGUAAAUCUAGUUAUUUUUAUAUAAUCUGUUCAACAGUAUUUAAUUAAUCUAGUUUGUGUAAUUAUGUAAUAUAGUUGCUGCUGCAAUGUGAAAUUAUCCACACAAAGGUUUUAAAUAAAUUAUUGUACUUUUACUCCUGUUUGUGUGUAUUGUAUUUUUGGUUUGAUUCACACUACUCUCAGGUGCUUGUAAAUUGAACAGAUAACCUAAAACUCGGUAUUGCUUGUUUUUUACCAUAUUAAUGUAUGAACUCUGUAGUUUUUUCUUUUCUCAUGAGUAAAACCAUCCUUUUUGUAACUGAUUUAGAGUAACAGUUAAAUUUAGGGGUAAUCAAACUAUUUUUUUAAAUCCUCAUUUAAGUUUCUAACAAGCAUUAAGAAAAAGUAUAUUUAACAGAGCUCUUGUUUAUUGUAAAACUAAUAGUUAUUAAGGGCAUAGGCGGUGAUGAAAACCAAAAGAACCAAAAUGCUUAUUUCUAAACUAAAAGCUAUAACAUAGCAUAUAGUUAUAACUCAGUAUAAAAAUUAUAGAAUGGCCAAAAAUUUCAUGGUGAUGGCAUCCAUCUUGGAUUUUAUUUACCUUUUUAACAUCAAAAUAACUCAGAGAUGGCUUAUGCAAAUCCAAUAAAAACUUGCAGGAUUAUAGAGAUGCAUGUUGGUAACAAUUGUGAUAGAUUACAUUUUCUAAGUUUAAACUACUUUUGUUUUUAUUAUUUUUAUUCUGAAAAUAACUUUUAAAAAAAAUUGAAAUUUGUGCAAAAAAUACACCACUUUAACUAUAAACUAUAAAAGAAAAAUCGUACAAAUUUUCAAAAAUUUGUUUUAUUAGUUUUGUUGGUAGAUCUAUAUGUAUACAGAAUAACUAGAGAAAAUUUUGAUCAAUUUUAAUAAUAAUUAAGAAAGUUAUUUCAAUGUUGUAAUUGUAAAAAAAAAAAAAUCCAAAAUGACCACCAUGGCUAUGGCAGGAUAUAUUGGUCCAUUUUUUACAUUUUUAGACUUAACUCUUUGAGUUAUAUCUAAAUGAUAGAUAUAAUAGCAUUAGGUUUAUAAAUAAGCAUUUUGGCUAAUCUGGUAUUCAUCACCAGUCCAUGCCAUAGAGAAAUAUUUUUAAAAGUAAAUGUUUUGACAUUCUGCUUUUUGUAUCUUUUUCAUGUGUGAAAAAAAAGUUUAUAACUUUGAUCACUAUUCGUUAUUUUCAUAGACAUAUUUUUAAAACUUUACAGAGGAAAUGUUUUGUACAUUUUCAUGUUUUGUAUAAUUAUAGAUAUUGUUAGUUUUGUAUAAAAAAAUUGCUUAUAAAUGCAUUUGCAUGCUAAUGAUAGAUAAUUGGUAAAGGCAAAAACCUUUCCCAAUAAACUUCCAUAUCACAUGUAAUUAUUUAAAUUUACUUAUUUUCAUUGUUAUGCAUUAGAAAAUGUUUGUUUCAAAUAAAAAAUUAAACAUGAAUGAUUAA